Molecule: messenger RNA, 1122 nt
Organism: Mycotypha africana
Lineage: Eukaryota; Fungi; Mucoromycota; Mucoromycetes; Mucorales; Mycotyphaceae
Exons: 3
Coding region: 1-1122 (373 amino acids)
Biological process (GO): regulation of transcription by RNA polymerase II
Molecular function (GO): RNA polymerase II cis-regulatory region sequence-specific DNA binding; DNA-binding transcription factor activity
Source: RefSeq, a predicted model, not a curated record
AUGAAAUCAAACAAUAAGAAUACAUCUACUGCUACUACAAGUAAAAGUAGUUACAGUACUUUUUCAGUUAUCAAGCCAACAGCAUCUACGUCAUCAAAUUCAUCUUCGCCACCGUUAAGACACACAAACAAAAGUGCAAUCACUGCGCCCACUGUCACCGCCACAACAACCUCUUCAACUACUGACAAUGCUAAGCCCUAUCCCUGUCCUGAAUGUCAUCAAACUUUCAGUCGACCGCAUAAUUUGAAAUCUCACCUUACGACGCAUUCUUCUGAGAGACCAUUUCAGUGCGACGUCUGUAAUCAUCAUUUUAGGAGACAUCAUGAUCUUAAACGCCACCAAAAAUUGCAUACAGGGGAAAGGCCAUAUGUUUGCAAAGACUGUUACCGCUCUUUUGCUAGAUUAGAUGCACUAAAUCGUCAUCGUCGUGCAGAUGGUGGCACAGCUUGCAGUGCCGUGCACCACCAGCAAAUCAAUAAACAACAACAGCAACGUCCCGCCCUUGUUACUUCUGGAAGUACUAGCACUUCUUCUAUAAAAUCAAUUGUCAGCAAGGGCUCUGCUAAAACAACUGCCAAUGUUACUACUACUCCUGCUUCAGCAGCCGGCAACACAAGCGACAAUACUUCUCCGAGUUCCACGAAUUAUAGUCGACCAGUUAUCCCUCAAUUACAUAUUCCUCAUCCAGCCUCACACCUCCAUCCGAAAGACUACCAUCCCUCCCCAGUCGCUCCUCCCACGUCACAAAUGAGUUCGAAUACUGCUACAAACAAUUAUAAAUUACAACAAGAAAAUGAAGCAUUAAAACGAGAUUUAGAUCAAAUUAGAGCAAUGGCACAGAGGGAUAUAAAUUCAAUGAAAGCACGAAUGCAUGAUUUGGAAGUCGAGAAUAAAGUACUACGGUCCUUGAUUCAGAAUUCUUCACCACAACAGCAACAACAAGAGCAAGUAGUAGAAGAUGCUAAAAUGGACAUGGAUGGUGACCGGCCAAGCAAUAGCAGUCGUUACGCUCAUAGCCGCACGGCCAGUCAAGCAAGUAGCAUUCAUCCAAGUGAAGCAUCAGAGGCAACUGUUCCCGCUUCAACAGGAGCAGACCCACACAUGAAAACAGAGUUCAUGUAG